Linum trigynum is the source of this 3086-nucleotide messenger RNA. Lineage: Eukaryota; Viridiplantae; Streptophyta; Magnoliopsida; Malpighiales; Linaceae. The record is from the annotation of a GenBank genome assembly.
CUGUAAUUACAUACGGUCUCAAAGUCUUUUUCCUUCUAGAGUCAUCUGAACCUUUUCUUUCAUUCUUUUACCUUGUUCUUUCUUUAUUAGGGUUAGGGUUUUUAGCUUCGCCUGCUACUCCCCUUGCUUAUCCCUCCCUCGUUGUAUUCUCAGGCCAAGCGCCAAGGUCAUUCCUUUUCCCCAUCUGGGUCAUUGGAGCAUUGGAAAUUUCGUCGUUCUUUCAAUUGUUACUUCAUCGCUUUUUGAGCUUUCUUCUGUUUCUGGAUCUGAAUCUGUUGCGGACCGUCAAUGGAAGCCAGAAAGAGAGGGAGGCCUGAAGCCGGCGGCAACGCUAAUGGUGGAUUCAAGAAAUCUAGACAAGGUCAGUCUUCCUAUCACUUCGGUGAUUUUCCUCCUCUUAGUUGGUUGACGCUGCGAAGCUCCGGUUAGGUUGGAGCUUAUUUUGGGUGUCUGGUGAAUUGUAAUUACAGCAGAUAGUUAUGCUGGUUAAAUUCUUUUCAGUUUGUUUCUGCAUUUUUUUCGUGCGACGAACUGAACUUUGUAUAGAGUUUGUGGUUACUAUUGCAGUAGUAUAUCUGUUUUGAGCUUAGGGAAGUAAUCUGCUAGUUUUGAAUCAUUGGUUACGAUAAAGAAACGGUAGAAACAGAGAUAAUUUGCAGCUUUCAAUUUCAUGAAGCAUACAAUUCCGCAAACUAAACUCAAGUUGCUGUACUGAUUGAUUAAUUCGAGUGAGCAAUAGGAUCGUAUAGUCACUCUCAACUUUGUUGGGGAGUUAUCGUCUCUUUAGUCUUUAUGUUAGUGGGAGAGUGCUUGGAAUGUUGAACUUAUUGUGCAAGAAUGAAGUUGAUAGUUCUAGAACUCUGCUGAGUUGAACUACAAUAUCGUCUAGUUGAGAUUAAAAAAUCUUCCAGAACUUCAACUGAGAAACGCAAUCAAUGUGUGUUAUCAGAAAUGGACUCGUUAUCAACCGGUGUAGGAAGCAAAUCGAAGCCAUGCACCAAGUUUUUCAGGUUCUAAUUUCUCACCUAAAUAAUCAUCUCAGAUUGCACAUUGUUGUAUCACCAGUUAGUACAAACUUUAAAUUUUACUAUAAUUAUGACUUGAGUCUAGGUUUCUGCUUCUCUAAUGAAAUCGUAUUAUACACUUACAGGUACAAAUGUGUAACUCUGUCAUCAUCAAAUCAAGUUAACUAAUUGAAUUAGUUGGUGCUGUUUACCUGGAUUAUUAUAUCCCCAGGAUAUAGUUGAUCACUCAGGAAGGCUAGGAAGCUAUUUCUAUGCUUGAUUCAAACUUUAUUUGAGGCCAAAGGAUGUCUUCAGCUUUUGCGAUAAUAUCAUAAAGAUGGUUUUAAUUGUAAAUGCUUCAAGUUUAAGUGCAUAAAGCACACUAUUGAAUGCGGACUACUGGUAAGCUAAAAUUCAGCAAUAUCUUAGGUAAGAUGAAUUGCAUUGGAUAUAUAAAAUACAAGGUGUCUCUCCAGAAACUGUAGUUUUGCUGGUUUAGCAGUAAUCCUUUGUUUUGUGAUCUUAAGAAACCAAAUGUUUGUCUCACCCUUCUAUCAAGUAAGCAUUUAUUGUAUCGAAGACGCAGUCCAGUAUGUUGCUUUGGUAUUUCAAUUCAAGUCUUAAAAUACAAGGUGUCUCUCCAGAAACUCUAGUUUUGCUGGUUUAGCAGUAAUCCUUUGUUUUGUGAUCUUAAGAAACCAAAUGUUUGUCUCAUUCUUCUAUCAAGUAAGCAUUUAUUGUAUCGAGGACGCAGUCCAGUAUGUUGCUUUGGUAUUUCAAUUCAAGUCUUACAAGUCUAAACCUUGCAUGCUAAUUGAUUCCUGACCACUAAGACUUUUCUAGUACACUUCUUAUCUCUUUACUUCUGUGUUUAGCUGAUUUGGCCACUUGUAUACUUCUGUUGCAGUACUAACGGGUGCCCAUUUGGUGAGAGCUGCCACUUCUUGCACUAUGUUCCGGGUGGUUACAAUGCAGUCUCCCAAAUAAUGAACCGGUCCUCCGCCCCUCCCAUGUCGAGGAAUGUCCCUACCCCACCACCUAUGUCCUAUGGCAACACACCGCCUGCUCCUCCCUAUGGCUCUUCUUCCUCCCCUCCAAUUAAAAACCGUUUGUGUAACAAAUACAUCAGUGCAGAAGGAUGUAAAUAUGGUGACAAAUGCCAUUUUGCACAUGGUGAGUGGGAGCUUGGAAGGCCAGUUGCUCCAUCUCAUGAUGAUCCUCGGAUGAUGGGCGGGCCUAUGCCUCCAAUGCCGGGGCGUAUGGGAGGGAUGCGAAUGGACCCACCACACCAACCAGGCCCGGUUCCCGGGUUUGGCGAUACGACAACUACCAAAGUCAGUGUGGAUUCUUCCCUUGCAGGAGCCAUUAUCGGCAAAGGUGGCGUGAAUUCCAAGCAGAUAUGUCGGCAGACAGGGGUGAAGCUUUCGAUCAGGGACCACGAGACAGACCCCAACUUGAGGAAUAUUGAGCUUGAAGGGACCCUUGAGCAGGUUGGCAGAGCUAGCGCAAUGGUGAGAGAGCUAAUCGGGAACGUUGGUCAUGGAGGUGGACAUGGAAGAGGAGGCUCAGGAGCUUCUGGGGAAAAGCAGCAUCCUGGCAGCAAUUAUAAGACGAAGAUAUGUGAUAAUUUUAACAAAGGGACUUGCAGUUUUGGUCAGAGAUGUCACUUUGCUCAUGGUGCUGCUGAGUUGCGGAACUCGGGUGCAGGAGGUAUGUGAAAAUGCCAGUGGUUGUUGUCGACAUUUUUUAGCAUAUAGCUAGGUUAGCUUGGCUGGCUGAGGUUGUGUGAAAGAGAACCAGACAUGGGUUUAUUAGGUAGCUCUGCUUUUUACUGUGUCAGGGGGAUAACAUUCGUUAGUGGAAGAGACAUGGUUGUUCAUACCAGCAUUCUUUUUACCGUUUUUGUAUUCCCAUGUUUAAGCUAGUGCGUCGCAUCGUUUAGUGAACUUCCUCAUGUGAUUUCUUGUCGAAUUUGUUUUCAUUUUCGACCUUUUGACAGAUGAACCAUCUCAUGUAGUAAUAAAGAUGCAAACUAUCGGGUUACACAUGCUGUGGAGAUGACAAUAAGAUAACCCAGAUUUC